Messenger RNA from Diuraphis noxia (Russian wheat aphid), 755 nucleotides. Its product is annotated as ADP ribosylation factor-like 6. Lineage: Eukaryota; Metazoa; Arthropoda; Insecta; Hemiptera; Aphididae. The record is from RefSeq and is a predicted model, not a curated record. Gene Ontology annotation, molecular function: GTP binding; GTPase activity.
GUCAUCAGUUUUGCACGUCMAACUCGGUCGAUUUUACCAUCGACCAAGACAACUGACCCGAAACGUGGYGUUUUUGUGAAAAGACGUCAGUUGCUACCAUCGCCCUUUUGCACACCCGCAACCACCUGUCAUCGGAAAGGAUAAUGAACAUUUGGCGGAAGCUGACGAGGAUACUGGGAUUUGUGAGACGGACACCACGUCGGCGGAAGGCGCGCAUUCUAUUCGUCGGGCUGAACAACGCCGGAAAAAGUACGCUGCUGAACCGUUUGAAACCUUACCGAGAACAACUGUCAAGGAAACUGAUCACGCCCACUGUCGGCUAUACCACCAACAYGUUCGUGUAUAACAACGUCAAGUUUACUGCCAGCGACAUGUCUGGCCGAGACGGGUACCGGAGCAUGUGGGAGUCCAUGUACGGCCAGUGCGACGCUAUCGUGUUCGUUGUAGACAGUACGGAUCAGAUGCGGUUCGCUGUGGUCAAGGACGAGCUGGACAUGAUGCUCCGGCACCCAGACAUAGCCGACCGACCAGACCUGCCCAUACUGUUUGUGGCUAAUAAGAUAGSUGCGCCGGACGCGUGCGGCGCGUCCGCCAUGGCCGGAGCUCUCAAACUGCACGAGCAAAUGGAACAGGAUCGUCCGUGGCGGUUGGUCAGCGCAGACGCGGUAGCCGCACCCGAUCAGCCGGCCGACGACGGUCUUGCCGAUGCCAUGGAAUGGCUGACAGAAUUGGUCAAGUUCACUCGGCGGCGAUGA